CUAAAGUCUCUGGGAUCACUGCACCUAACUUUACUGUCCUUCCAUUCGAUUCUUACGUUAUGUCUGGUGCGCAUUGAAAUUGGCAAGAAGACGAUUAUUUUAUUAAAUUAGUGAAAUUACUUGUGCCACGUGUACCAAACGAUUUUUACGAACUUCUUAUACUUUAGCAUCAAAUAUAACAACAGUAAAUAUGGCAACAGCAACAGCUCUUACACAUGAAAAGGUAUGGUUUGAGAAACCAUCCUAUGAUAAAGCAGAGCGGCUAUAUUUUGAACGAAUGGCCAAGGUGAUGUCCAACAAGAUUAUAAGAAGUUAUGCCCUUAACACUGAUAACUCUGUAAUUAACAAGCAUGAAGAUCUAAUUAAUAUAAACGCUUCCAUGAAAUUAAAAACUGAAAAAUCUGAGGAAUCUAAAGACAACAAAUCAUUGCACUCAGAUAAUAAUGUAUCCACUGAUGUUUUAAAACAGUAUAAAUGCCAAAUUAAAAAUUCCAAAAAUCUUAAAAAAGAAAAUGAGUGUAACGUGUUAAAAAUGGACGACUUGAAUAUCAUAGAAAAAUGUGAUGUGAUAGACGUUAAAAAGGAAGAUAUUAAUAUUUGUAAUGAUACAGUUAAUACAAAGUGUACUUCCAAAGAAGUUAAAGAAAAAAAAAACAAGGCUGAUACAAGACAUAGAAAUAGAGGAAAAGGCAAAGAUAAUAUUAAAGAGCAAAAAGAACAAUUGCCUAAUAAGGGAAGCCAUCAAUCAAAUUGUUCAAUCCUAUCCGCUGGUGGAAGUUUGGCCAAUGAAGUUGCCAAGGCACGUCAACAUAUUAAAAAAUCUUUACAAUGUAUGGAUGACAUUAGUGCAUUUGCCGAAAAUUCCAAUCAAGAUGUUGUAUCACGCAUAGCUACUCUCGAGAAAGACAAUCAGGAUUUACGAAAUGUCGUUCAAGAAUUGAGACACAUUAUUGAAAAACUGGAAAAACGCGUAAAUAUUCUUGAAGAAGAAAAACCAUCACUUCCACCUUUACAAAUUUGUCCUGCUAAACCCAGUGCGAUGAUAGAAAAGCCAUCACCCAAAGAAGAAGAUGACGAAGAUCUUGAUCUAUUUGGUUCAGAUUCAGAGGGUGAAGAUGCAGAAGCAGCUAAAAUUAGAGAAGAGCGUCUUGCUGCAUAUGCUGCUAAAAAGGCCAAAAAACCGGCAUUAAUUGCAAAAUCAAAUAUCAUAUUUGAUGUUAAGCCGUGGGAUGAUGAGACUGAUAUGAAAGAUAUGGAAUCUAAAGUACGCAAAAUUGAGACAGAUGGAUUACUAUGGGGCGCAGCUAAGCUUGUACCACUUGCUUUCGGUAUUCAUAAACUUCAAAUUUCUUGUGUUGUUGAGGACGAAAAAGUGUCAGUUGAUUGGUUAACUGAACAAAUACAAGAAAUUGAAGAUUUAGUCCAGAGCGUUGAUAUUGCCGCUUUUAAUAAAAUCUAAUUUUAUUUUUGGGCAAAUGUUAUGGCAAGUAUAGUUACAUAGAAACAUAGAUUUGCUGUGCCAUCUUUUCAUUCCAUUAGCAAUUCCAAUAUGUACGUGUAUACUUAUUCAAUGCUAAAAAAAAAUAAAAAAAUACUUCAUUAUAGAAA
Messenger RNA from Polistes dominula (European paper wasp), 1608 nucleotides. It is a transcript of the gene eEF1delta, whose product is annotated as elongation factor 1-delta. The record is from RefSeq and is a predicted model, not a curated record. Gene Ontology annotation, biological process: translational elongation. Gene Ontology annotation, molecular function: guanyl-nucleotide exchange factor activity; translation elongation factor activity. NCBI's taxonomy places the organism in Eukaryota, Metazoa, Arthropoda, Insecta, Hymenoptera, Vespidae. Gene Ontology annotation, cellular component: eukaryotic translation elongation factor 1 complex; cytosol.